AUGUGGCCGCUCUUGGGGCUGCUGCUGGCAGCAGCGGCGUCGUCAACGGCCGCCUCGGCGGCCCCCCCACCCGGCGACCAGGCGGCGCGGAUGGCGCGCUUCGUGGCGCACGCCUGCGACUGGGCCGCGCUGGCCACCAUCUCGACGCACCCCCCGGUGCGGGGCCAGCCCUUCGCCAACGUCUUCUCCAUCAGCGACGGGGAGGCGCGCAACGGCACCGGGGUGCCCUACCUGUACCUGACCGCCAUGGAGAUCUCCGUGCGGGACCUGCAGGUCAACGGAAAUGCCUCCUUAACACUCUCCUUGGCACAGACUUCCUAUUGCAAGGAGAAGGGCUAUGAUCCUCAGAAUCCUCUGUGCGCCCAUGUGAUCUUCCAUGGAGUCGUUGAGAAGGUGACCGGAUCAGAAGCCGACUUUGGAAAGAUGGCGCUGUUCAGCAGACAUCCUGAAAUGAAGGCCUGGCCUCCCGGUCAUGACUGGUUCGUUGCCAAACUCAACAUUGCCAACAUCUGGGUCCUGAGCCAUUUUGGGGGAAUCGAAACUGUGACCCCUGAAGACUAUUUUAAAGCCACUCCUUAG
Molecule: messenger RNA, 579 nt
Organism: Euleptes europaea (tarantolino)
Lineage: Eukaryota; Metazoa; Chordata; Lepidosauria; Squamata; Sphaerodactylidae
Gene: CREG1
Product: cellular repressor of E1A stimulated genes 1
Exons: 3
Coding region: 1-579 (192 amino acids)
Source: RefSeq, a predicted model, not a curated record